This is a messenger RNA of Xylaria bambusicola, 1690 nucleotides long. RefSeq lists its product as uncharacterized. The transcript has a single exon. Lineage: Eukaryota; Fungi; Ascomycota; Sordariomycetes; Xylariales; Xylariaceae. The record is from RefSeq and is a predicted model, not a curated record. Bases 89 to 1501 code for a protein of 470 amino acids.
CUAGGUACAUAACAGAGCACCUGAUUUCACCGGCAUUAUAGGCACAUCGACUCUUCUAAUUUGUCCCAUCUUUUACCAGACUCACGCAAUGGAUCAAAAACAAACUCCCCAGUGGUUGAAAGAUUACCAGCAACCUGUGCUCAAACGGAAGAAUGUGGACUGCCAUUCUAAUCACCGUCAUAGAACCAACACACCUGCUGCUGGGUUUGUGUUAGUGAGACUGAAUGCAGCCUCCAAAUUGGAUCUGCUGCUUGAUCUACGAUCGCCGCCGGUCCCCCAAGGGAGUACUUAUGGCUUCAUUGGUGGUAAUGCCAGUUCUAUGGGAGAAUGUCCCCUCACCACAGCUCUCCGAGAGGCUAAAGAAGAGUAUGGCAUUGAGCCUAAGGAUUUGAACAUCCUUAAUAUACGAUGGACGCGGGAUCACGGUGGUUAUAAAUAUCUUAACUACACAUAUGUGUUUGCAGAGUACAACCCGAAAGAUGGGCGAGCACCCAGCUCCAAAACUUUUGAAUCCCAAAGAUCUGAGUGGUUUCCUCUAGACGCACUUCCUAGUAAUCUGAUGAGUUUCAUCAAAGAGGACCGCCAGAUGCUCGAGCAUAUCCUUUACAAUGAAAUUUGGCCCAUGUUACUUGAGCGAGCUGCCCGCAUACCGCCGAAGCAAGCGAUAUCGGGGAACGUCAAUAUGAGUUCAAAGAAUAAUUCCAACAUGAAUUCCAACAUGAGUUCUAACAUGAAUUCUAAUAUGAAUUCCUCAGCUGUCAACAUCGACGCGGAGGGCGAUACCAUUAUGAUAGAUUCUCCGCCUCCCGCCCCUCGGACGCCUCCUAAUACGCACACCAUCCCCAAAGUACCAAGCCCUGAAGGCCAAUUCCCAACGAAUAGUGCAACCGCACCCGGCAAUGGCGACGUGAGCUAUCCAAAACUUCCUAGCAUCAAAGUUUCCCCUCCCCCUCCUUCCGAUUCGAGUAGGACUAACGGUGACGAGCACAUCCCCCCAGCGCUCGAUAACCCCGCUGGCGCACCAGCAAAGAUGGGUACGGAGGUAAGUACCAAGGCUACUGAGAGGCCCAUUGCUCAAAAGGCCGCAGAGGCGCAACCUGAAAAGUCAGCCAACAAAGGAACCUUCACUAAGUACGCCUUGAAAAUGCUCAGUCGGUCGAAGGAGGGUAGCAAUGCUCAGAACGCCGCAGAGAAGGAACUUAAGCCCACGGCGAAAGCCGAGCCAGCCGCCAGCCAGAAGAAAGACCAACAAGAAGGGAAAAGCCUAGGCCUGAUCUCCCGAUUCUCCAAUCUGUUCCGUAGCAGUCCUGCCGAAGCCAACGACGAGGCCGCAAAGCCCGCCGAGGCGAAGACGAACGCACCUGGGUCCAACAUGGUUCAACUGCCGAUACUAAUCGACAACGACUGGCCCUCAAGAGAGCCAGUUUACAUGAUGGGGAUUCCGCCCGAUAUGGGCAAUAUCAUCCCCGGCUUCGCGUUCAGGAACCCGCUGGAAACCUAAGCAAUUCGCACUCACAUCGGGACCUAGCCUCGAGUGUCUGUCACACCUCUGUAACUUAAAGUCCUAUCUGUACAUGUUGAUAUAGCAGAGCCCUGGUAUCCGUGACAUGGCCACGGAGAAACCGUCGCGUCGCCAAGUAGAUAAGAGUGUCUGUGCUAGGAUUUGUUCGGGGCACUGUAUCGCGCCCCU